AUGCAUGCCUAGACAAAAUCAUCAUCCAUCAUAAUACCCACCAAGCCAAAUGCAGAAAUAAACUAAUGACAAAUGAUGUUUAUGAUUUGGAUUUAUAUAUGUGAACACAAAACUAAUAUACCAGACUUUACAUGGAAGCAUUAAUUUUCUUUGUUUUAGGGUUUCUAGAAUAGUUGGAAGUUUUUGUAGUGUAUAUUAAUGGCGGAUUCGAAUUCAUUUGAUGAACAAGAGUGCGAUUAUUUGUUCAAGGCAGUGUUGAUUGGGGACUCUGCGGUUGGGAAAUCGAAUUUGUUAUCAAGAUAUGCGAAAGAUGAAUUCAGAUUAGAUUCAAAGCCAACAAUCGGUGUUGAAUUUGCUUACAAGAAUGUUAAGAUUGGAGAUAAGCUCAUCAAGGCUCAAAUUUGGGACACUGCUGGACAAGAAAGGUUCAGAGCCAUCACAAGUUCGUAUUAUCGUGGAGCCCUAGGAGCUUUACUAGUUUACGACAUAUCGAGAAGAGUAACAUUUGAAAAUAUGAAGAGAUGGUUAAAUGAACUCAGAGAAUUUGGCAGUUCAUGCAUGGCGAUUGUUCUUGUUGGCAACAAAUCUGAUUUAACACAUUCCAGGCAAGUUGAUGAAGAAGAAGGCAAAACCCUUGCACAGGUUGAAGGUUUGUAUUUCAUGGAAACUUCUGCCAUGGAAAAUAUUAACGUGGAGGAGGCUUUUCUGCAACUUAUUCGUAAAAUUUAUGAAACUACUAUCCAGAAAAGUUUAGAGGCUAAAUUGAAUGAACCCAUCCCCCCAACUAUUCAGCCUGGGAAAGAAAUUAUCAGUAUUGAUGAUGAAGUUACUGCAACUAGACAAUAUAGAUGUUGUUAUAGGUAAUUAGGUUAUUUUUAGGAGAAAUGAUCAAUAUUUCACGGAGCUUGAUCACUAAUUAGGUAAAUCCUGAGAAUUUACUGUCAGGUGUUUUGCUCUUGUGUAUCAUAUGAAAUAGCUAUUUCUUAUUGAAUUGAAGAUUGUAUUCAACAUUGUUGAUAUAUACCAAACAAAUUUGUAGCCUUA
This is a messenger RNA of Mangifera indica (mango), 1044 nucleotides long. Its product is annotated as ras-related protein RABA6b. Bases 199 to 864 code for a protein of 221 amino acids. The transcript has 2 exons. Gene Ontology annotation, cellular component: endosome. NCBI's taxonomy places the organism in Eukaryota, Viridiplantae, Streptophyta, Magnoliopsida, Sapindales, Anacardiaceae. The record is from RefSeq and is a predicted model, not a curated record. Gene Ontology annotation, molecular function: GTP binding; GTPase activity.